GAAGAGGGCUUACUAUUGGCUAUGGGACCAAGCUCGUGAAGGAAUUGUUAAUGCCUUGGAAAAUGUCAAAGUAGCAGGAGGCGCCAAGGGACUUAAAUGUAAAUCCUACACACUGAAGAAAAUGACGAAAGUUCCUCAGGGGUUUGAUUUCAGCUUCUUAAAUGAUGAAGAAGCCAGGCAGAUCCUGCAGGUCCUGGAGAGAAACGAGCAGCUGCAGAGAGCAGAGAGGGACAGAAUCAGCAAACUCCAGAAGACAAAGAGAGAUAUUAGAUGGCUCCAAGGAGUGACUGGUGAAUGGUUUGAAGAAAUCCAGAGAAAAAAGUUUCGCAAUGACACCGAUGUCAACCAGAUGUUAAAACAACCACUCACAUACAGGCUAAGGAAGAUGAGAAAUGAUUCUAUGCAUUUACCCAUGUCAAGAUCCCCAAAUCUUCCAAGUCGAAAUAAUCCUUCAUCUACUCCUCGACGCCUGGGCUUCAGGUCAUCUCUAGCUUCAUUAUUCUCUUUUGGAAAAUCAGGAAAAGAGAUUUCAAAGCCUCAGCCACAAUCACAACAAGGAUACGAUGGCUUUUACAGGACAUCUGUUGCUGUGAAGGGAACCCCUGGGGCAGGAAUAUACAACUCACCAUUGAACAGUGAAUCGUCAAAUACAGCAUUUUCCCCAAAGCCUGCAGGAAUGAGGGAAGGAAGUGGCAUUCCUCCAUGGGAUGCUUCCCAGCUAGAGAAUGAAUUCUUUCGUGUUUUAGAUGACUUGGACAACAAACUGGCUCAGGAACAAGCCCUAAGUCCAAAGAAUACACGAAGACCAAUCCACUUUGGACUCAGAACACAGAUCAGUCCUUUUCACAACACUGCGAGCAGAAAUGGCAAUCUCUUGGAGGGACAUAGGAAUAAGUAUGGUGAAACUUCAAAUCCAUCCAUCUAUGAUAUCCUAAGACCAUCGACCCCUAGAGAAGGUUUUAAAACUUUCUCCUAUAGAACUAAAACAAUUUAUGAUAUGUAUGGCUCAAGAGAACAAACGAUCUCCCAAGAGGAAUAUGUGCACAGGACCUUCAGCAGUUCAUCUCUGUGUUCUGACAGGACACAGCAAUCAGCCUCUCCUACUUUUGGCCAUUUCACAGCAAAUAGCCUACAUCUGCCAUCCCAUACUCAGAGGAAGAGUGUUUUUGUACCAAGGAGCCAUCAACAGAGUCCAAGGAGAACUCCUUUGUCAUCUAUUGUAUGGAACAGGCCAUAUCCUCCUGGAGAUAGUCAGUACCAGGAAGAGUUUCUGGGGGCACAGUCCCCAAUGGAAGUUGACCCUGUCAAUCAGGAUAUAUACCCCACUUGGCCUCAAGACAAUAGAAGAUACGAAUUUUACCGUUCCAGUAAUAUGUACCAAAGUGUUAGGCCACAUGCUACCAGGGACGGAGCAACCAGUCCUGAUUCCUUUGAGAAUUCUGAGAAUAUGCCAUUCCACCAACAUGAAAACAAAUUCUCACGGCCAUACUGUUGGAACACCAUUGGCCCUAGGAGAUUGCAAAAAUUUGGAGGAAGUCCUUUUCAGAGAAAAAGAGAAGAAACUCCAUCUUUGUCCAACUUUUACCACAGAAACAAAGAAUUCAUUUCUUCUGACGGAGACUUUGAAAUGAUUUCAACUGAUGUAAAUGAGAGGUCAGCUGUCCAUAGUAAUAAGACUCCUAUACCAUCUCAACCCUGGAGAGCAAAUUUUUCCAGAAACCAAGAAGAAUCAAUUCACAGGGAGUCUAAUUUUCAGACAUGUGUAUUGGAGGACAUGGAAGUCCAGUCACAAGAUGUUACCCAAGUACCCUUAAAGGAAAGCUGUGAACAUUUGCACAUACCUUCCAUGGAUACAACAGGAAGCAAAUUCCAGAUUUCCCCGGAUAUUUAUUCUAGAAGUCAAGUCAGACCCAGUAUGCUAGUAAAUCAACAGAAGCAGCCUCCAUUGGAAGAAAAUGCAAAUGCAGAGACCAACUUGCCUGAAACUACUCAGAAUUUGUCAUCCUCAGCUCAGACUCCUCUGCCCUUAAUUGCACAUAGAAUAGAAACCCCUCAAAGAUCUGACUUCCCAAAAGCUACCACUACAUUGUGGGAUACCAAAGGGGAUACUCCUGAUGAAUCUGCCUCCCUUCCUUUAAGCCAAACAGAACUUAUUGAAACCAAUGGUGACUCUGUCACUGUUGCUAGAAGGCAACCAAACACUUGGAUUGCUGAGUUGAAUCCUGAGAAAGACCUGACAGAAUCUGUGUCAGAAAAAGCGAGGCAACUAAACAAGGUAGAUGAGACAGGCCUGGCAGAUAAAACAUCAUCAGUUGUUUCUCAAUCAGCAAUUACUGAGAUUACACCUGAUUAUCAGCAUUCCCUUUCUAGGGACUCGGCCUCCUUUUCCAACAACAGAUCUGUUUUUAAUAUAGGUUCAAAAAAACCAACUGGAAUCUUUGGCAGAAGGGAUAUUUCCAAGAUUUACAUAUCAAACAGAGAUAAAGCAAAUGCACUUAAAAGAGAAAAGGAUUCUACCACGGAAAGAAAACUAGAUUCAGAAACUUCAUUUCCUUUCUCUCAGGAAAACAAAACAUCAUUGUCUUUUCCCAAACAAAAUCAAGGUUGUCAGCAAGAAUCAGGGAUAAAUAAUGUUUGCAUUACCAGCACUGAAAAGGAAGACUGGAAACUAGGAACUGCCAGUGAUCAAAACCCACAGUAUCCAGGAGAGUCAUUUCUUUCAGAUGCUGAGGAUGUACAAGGUAUUAGAUUGAAAAAUGCUUUGGUUCCUCCUACCAACUGCACCACAUUUGCUGAAAAUCAUCAUGUCCUAUCAGACCAUUCCCUAGAACCAUUGCCAGAUGAUGGUCAAGGUCUUCCAUCAUCAUUUUCUCCCAAAAGUCCUUCCUUAGCUUCUUUAGUAACUCCCUCUGCUACUUCAUUAAAUUUCACAUCUAAUGUAUUAGCAGAAGAGGAUAUGUUCUCAAAGAUGAGUCUUCUGGGAAAAGACCCAUCUCAAAAGAAAAGUGAUGAAAAGACCUAUUCUGGUAACAAGGACCAAAAUAAUCAAUUACCACUCAGCUCCUCAGAAAACCAAGCUAUUGGGGAUGUUAAGGAAGUAAAGGAUGUUCCUAAAUGCCAUCCAGACCAUCUUUUCAGUCUUGGGAGAGGAAAAGGGAAAAUAAGGCACCGUAUAUCAUGUAUUGAGAAAUUAAGCAAAUCAGGCAAUUUCUUGAGAGAGGAGAGUAAUGACAAUAGUGACAUAGUCCCUGAUCACUAUAAUUCCCAGUCUCUUGAGCCCCUUGACAUUUAUUGUACCUUCCCAAGAAAAUCAGCCAGUUUUCUAAUCAAUGACAACAUAAGGCCAGACAACAUGAUGUCCACCCCAUUUAGGAAGGGCCCCCCUCCAUUCCAAAUAAAGAAGAACAUGGAAGAUCCACUAGAGAAAUGCUUCUCAAACAAAAACAAUUCCAAUUCUUCUGAGUCAGAUAGGCAAUGCCCUGAAAUACAUUUGGACUCUUCCCCUUUAAGGCCCGUACCUGUAGAGAUGAUGACAAAUCUUAGAAAAAUAGUGCCUUCUGCUAUUAGAAAAGGGCCCCCUCCAUUUGAAAUCAAAAGGACCAUGGCCAGGCCUCUCGUGACAUGUUCCUCAGGUGGUGUGGACAGAAGAGAUAAAUGUUAUGGCCUAGACACAGAACCUUCUAUUCUAACACAAAGGCCUGAGGAGCUGAUAUCUACCACUCAGGCAAAGAGCCCGUCCAUUAAAGUCUAUCCUUUACAACUAGCCAGAGAUCAUCCUCAAACAGAAAGUUUUCAAGUCAACUCUGAAAAUCAGAACAAAAUGGCUUCUUCUCAGACAGAUAAUUUUGCAAAUACAUUUUCCCUCCCUGAUGAAAAACAUUUAUCUUUUCCCCUAGAUGUGUCAGAAAAGCAAAGUGGGCAACACCUGCAGAAAUAUAAGACAACAAGCACAGUCACUGUUUCUGGGGAUGAAGACAAUGUCAAAUGUCUCGAGGUGGUUUCAAUCUAUUACACUUUACCAAGGAAAUCCAACAAAAAAUUAUGUGACCUCCUUAAAAGUGACACACAAAGUAUACAUUUCUCCCCAGAAUCAGCUUCAGUAGGGGAUGCAACAUUCCCUGUUUCUCUGGUAAAGAAGCGAUUCAAUUCUUCCACACAAUCAUUACCAGGAACACCUGUAUCUCCAUGUGCAAAGGCAUCUGUUAGCAGGGUUCAAUGGAGAAAGCAUUCCUUCUCACAUGACAUUGAAACAGCAUCUCUUUUACAGUCACCACAUAGUCCAUAUACUGAAGCAGAGACAUUACAGGGAAUGGCCUUUGGGUUUUCUCCUAUGGUUAGAAGUAUUCCUCUUUGCAAAGAAGAACUCAAUGCAAUAAAUGAUUGUUCAGCUAAAACAAUCUCAGAUGAUAUACAAAGAAAAAGUAUGGAUGCCUUUUCUUUCAUUCCUGGCCAUCAAGAGGGGCAAGAAAAAAGGCAGAAUCACACCAGGCAUACAUCUGUCUCACCAACGAGUCUUCAUGGUAAACUUGUUAGAGAAGGAAAUCUUGAAAAUCCUGACCAGUUCAUUAAAGUAUGUGAAAGAGACAGUCUUUCUGACAUGCAGACCCAUUUGGGAGAUAAUGUUAAUGGCAGUCCUCGCAUAGGAGAAUUCUUAGGGAAAUGUGAGCCUCACUACAUAGAUGCUAUGUCUAUUGGAAGCAGAAAUUAUUCUCCUGAAGAAGUUAAUGGCAAAAUAAACUCAGUACCUGGAGCUACAUCUUUCUAUGAUGAUCCAAGAGACUUACAGCCAGAAGCUGCUAAUGGGAAACUUAAAACAGAUGACCAGAAAAUAAUUGAAAAAACUUAUUCUGCUUUGCAAAGCAAAGACUUUUCCCUCCCUUCCAACUCACUCAAACUUCAUACUGGGGAAACGAACCAUAAUGGUCAACCUGACUUAGAAAAGUCACUGAAGGAACCAAAAGAAGUAUCUCAGGGAAGUGAUGCAGAUAAGCAUUUAAUUAGGUUGGAUAAAGUAGGAGAUGCCCAGAACACAAAGGCUAAAGAGAAAAUGCAGGGGCUGGCAUGUGAUCAGUAUCCACCUCCCAAGGUAAUAAACGAAAUUAAGAGUGAUUUGGGUUGCACCAAAGAAAAAAUCAAUCUAGAGAAAAGGAAAAACAGAACUUCUGUUAAACAAAAACUGGCAGCUUUGUCCAAAGUCGGCAGAAAAUUCUCAACAAAAGAUAUCAGCCCCAGAAAGCACAUUGCUACUAUUUUCCCACAAGAGGAAGUCAAUUCCAAUACCAGUGGCUUACCUCUUAACACACCACAGAUGUCUCCACUUUCAGCUAAACCCACCUUUGGGAUCCCAGAAUCCAUACAUGAAUAUAAGAAAUCAGGUCCUGGUGGAACUGAGAGCUUUGUAUUCCAAACAGCUGAAGUGAGUAAGACUAAGACCCCUCUUCAGCCUCAUUUAGAUUCUAUCAAGAAACCUGUCACUUAUGUAAGUGAGCAAAAAAUAAUGGCCAGCAGUUCCAAACCAAAUAAAAAUAGGGUUGAGAAUGUAACAGAAUCACCACUGAGCAACAUAAACCCAGCAGAUGAAAUACCAGCAGAAAAAAGCAAAUGCCCUCAAACUUUGGAAACAGGAUAUGAAACUGUAGCCCAACCCAUGCUUUCCAGUGUGGGGACAGAGGAUUUCUCUGAUGAUCUAAAGAAGCUGAGCCUUCAGUUCCCAUCUGAGGCUAUAUGUAAGACUUCUGAAGAAAGAAUCCUGCCACCCAGUGCUCUGUCACAGCAAAAAAUCUCACCCCAAGAAUGGGAGCCUGACUCAAAUCUCUAUCGUUCCAAGAGUUUAAAAAACAUAAAUGUACUUGGUAAUCAGCAGCAAAUAAGUCAACCUUAUAAAAUCCGUGAGCGACACCUUUCUGCACGUACUUUUUCUGACAAUGCCCAGGACAAAUGGAAACUUGGCAAUGAACUUCCUGUUCAAAGUGGGUAUGGAAGAAGGUUCCGAUCUUUUUCUGAACUUUCUGCCUGUGAUGAAAAUAACACCUGGGAUCUCGGCAGGGACAGGACCAGGGCCACUGGUCCCAAGUCUACAAGCUCCAUCUCCAGACCAAUUGACUAUGGAAUUUUUGGGAAGGAACAGCAGCUGGCUUUCUUGGAGAAUGUAAAGAGGUCACUCACGGAAGGGAGGUUGUGGAGGCCAAAUUUCCUUAAGAACCCUGGCUUCCUAACAGAUGAUGCGAGUCAUCCUGCAAAUAGAUCUGAGUCACUAACCUCCAGUUCUCCUGAUAACAAAAUUCCAAAAGAUGGUUUGUCUCCCAGGGAGCUGCUUAACACCUAUAAGGAUAAACCUGUGGUGCAUUCAGAAUCUGACACUGAUACCACUACAGAUGAUGAGUACUACCUAGAUGAAGCUGACAAGGAAUCAGAACUCUGAGGACUCUUUUCAAUAAAGAGAAUAACCUUAAAAAAAAUUAACUAUUGUUCCUGGGAAUCCAGGGUAAGUAUCUUUGUAAAUAGCAUCAUGACCAUGAGAAUAUCUGGGACAAAAGAUCUAGUCUGGGCAGUCCUCAUUCUGAAGGAGACCUGAUUCCCUGUUUUUUCUUCACACCCACUACUCCCAGGACUCAGCAUAAACAAUCGUGGUUUGGUUUUGUUGUUGUUUGUUUGUUUGGAUUUUUUGCCUCUUAAAGAUAAGAUAAAUGUUUCUUCUCACAUUUCUUCUGGAGGUUUCACACUUUCCUGCUUGUCCCCAAUAGGACUGCCAUGGAGUGGAGUAUAUCCUUAGCUUUCUCCAUCUCCCCUACUUUUUCAUCUCCAAUUCACCUUCCAGUCUUGAACUCUUUUUCCUUUUCCUACACUCUUUCUUCCCCAAAAGAUUAACUUUGCUAAUCAUCCAGCACAGGUCAUGUUCUACUCUCUUCAUAAUGCUACUUAAAGUGAUAGAGAUUAUGAUAACAAUGAUGAUAAGCUAUUUUUCCCUCAUAUAAGAAGAUGAACAACAUUUCAUCAUCAUUUGAGCAGGAACCAAUCCAGAAUCGGGUUAAGGAAGUGGUCGAUAGACUUCAUUGGCUAGAUCUAUCAAAAUAUCUCAAUCACAGUAUUCUUUACCUUGACCACCUUUCCCUUAGUAGUAUUAGCUUUCAUAGUUAUUUGGAGCUAUGUACCUUUCCCUAGCUUAAGCCGAUAAUUAGAAAGAAACCAACAUGUCAGGACUUCAAGGUCCUAGAGUAAAAUAGUUUGGCAGCAUCUAUAGAUAUAGAUAUAUGAGUCCAGGAGUUUUACUUAAAAUGGGCAGCAUUUUAGAAAUGUGGCUGAUGCUCUCUCUCUCAGUACUUACGGACUGAAGCUGUUCCCUUUGGAAAGUCUUAGACUUCACAAAUAUAGAAAAUUGGAAAUAAUCCUAGGAAAUUUUUUUUUAAAUCCUUUCAUCCUGUUUCACAACUGCCUUUUAUAGUCUUCUUUGUUAGUAUUGGUUUAUAUUCUGUAUGCAUUUCUCUCCUUGUUUUCUCUCCUUUGCUUUUAUUCUUAUAUCAUCAAGGUAAUGAUACUUGUUAGUAAAAUACUUAAAGAGUCUAGGAAGAUAGGAUUAUGAGAAGGAAGUAUGUUGCUAUCGUUAUCAAUGUCUACAUCAAUGCCAUUUUGCCUAGAAGUACAGUGCAGGUUAUUUUCCCUACUCUAUUCCCAUGAAUCUCAAAUGGAUGAUAAUAGAGUAACCACCACAAAUUCUGUUUUUAACUUUUAUUCAUUUCAUAAGUCUGAGAUCUGGUGUCCCACUGAAGACUUAAGAACAUGACUAAACUAUGCUGUUUUAAGUCCAUUGAGCAGAGUACCAAGAUUUUGAAUUCAAAUGUUACUAGCAUUUGAAGUUGGACAUGAAAUAUUUGUAAAAAUGCAUAUAUUCUUUCAAGUUGCCCUUUUUCUGUCCUCCUCCCCAUUUUCUUGCUACAAAUCUGUAUAGAACAUUAAGAACAGUUUCUUAUAAUUUCAAAAGAGGCCUAAUACUCUAAAGUUGAAAAACGUGAGUUUUCUAUGAUGCCUUGAAAAUUCUAUGUCACUAAAUGAGGCUGUGUCUGCCUUACCACAUGAAAUGGAGUUAGGGAUUUUGAAGCCUAGAGUUCAGGCAAAGUAGUAGAUUUGGGGAUUAACAGCUACUCACUCUUGUGCCAAAUUUUCUCAAUUGGCCAUCUAUGAUUUAAAUCUUGCCACAACUGCUAACUUUCAACUUUACUAUUUGCUGUGUUGUCAGAAAAACAAAUUUCUAGAAGGCACUAUUUUCCUUCUUUCUUUGUAUUUUAUAAUUAAAGUACUUCGUUAAAGAAGUGUAGUCAUUUUAUAUGUAUUUUAACAUACAAACUGCUGCUCUUUUAAAAUAUGAUCCUUUUUGGGUAUAUAUAAUUUAUAUUAGUCCUUUUCACAUUCCAAACGUGUUUUCUAAGAGAUAUUCCAUAACAAAAUAAUACCUGUGUACAGCUGAACCAAUCAAAAGGAAAUGAACACUAAUAUGUACACUUGUAAAAUAAUUAUUUUAUAUAUCGAUAAUGGACUCUUGGAGUCAUGAGUCAUAGAGUAUGUGACCGAUUUAAUACAGGCCUCAUUUGAUUGCAUUUUAGGGAAACUAUUUUAAAUGGGCCAUUCAGUAUUAUAAGGCUAUUGGUGGUUAAUAAACCCUUAACUCUAAUAAGUUUUCUAAUAUGAUAAGCAAAUAGAAUAGUCAAUAGAAAUUCAGCAUAUACCUGCACUGAAGCUAGUAGUGGGAGGAAGUCAAACUUAUAAAGAAAGGUACUUGGAAGUAAAAUUCUCAAAUGAAAUAAAUUAUUUUUGUCAUGCCAUAGGAUUAGAUGAAAUCUUAUUAAGAAUAGUAACAUUAUUGCUUCAGGAUGGUAAUUCCAUUUGAAUGUAUAGCCAACACAUGUAUACAGUGUACAGCCAAUUAGUGCAAAUAAUGAAUCCCUUGAAGUGUUUACUUUAUUAAAAUUUGCACUGCAUUUUCCCAUUAGGCUGGAAUCAGUUACCAUAUUUUACACAAUUAUAACUUUGAAUAAUGCAAAUUUGAAUACAUGAGACCACUGCAGGAAAUUCAUAAUUUCCACUAAUUAUGACCUAAGCUAUACCAAACAUAUCCAUAUGUUUGAAUAUGUGUGUGUGUAUAUAUAUGUUUUGUUUUCUCAGCAGCUUUGCAAGUUUACAUUGUCACUGAGGUGGCUCAGAAUCACUGGCAAUUGUAUAACUUCUGAAACAAAUAAGCCUUAAUGCACUUUUUCUACAACUUUUUCAAGUGGUCAUUUAUAUGCAAUUGUUUCUAAGCCUUUUCUCUGAAUGUGGCAAUGCUACAAAGAAUAAUGUAAUAUUAAAGAAAUUCCUGUUUUCAAAUAAAUGGUCUAAACAGAUUA
Messenger RNA from Dromiciops gliroides (monito del monte), 9377 nucleotides. It is a transcript of the gene EXPH5, whose product is annotated as exophilin 5. The transcript is spliced from 6 exons. Gene Ontology annotation, cellular component: endosome. Gene Ontology annotation, biological process: intracellular protein transport; positive regulation of protein secretion; positive regulation of exocytosis. Gene Ontology annotation, molecular function: small GTPase binding. The record is from RefSeq and is a predicted model, not a curated record. The coding region runs from base 122 to 6421 and encodes 2099 amino acids. NCBI's taxonomy places the organism in Eukaryota, Metazoa, Chordata, Mammalia, Microbiotheria, Microbiotheriidae.